Molecule: messenger RNA, 3281 nt
Organism: Ornithodoros turicata
Lineage: Eukaryota; Metazoa; Arthropoda; Arachnida; Ixodida; Argasidae
Product: putative nuclease HARBI1
Exons: 4
Coding region: 445-1503 (352 amino acids)
Source: RefSeq, a predicted model, not a curated record
GAAUGUAUGAAUGUCGCUAUAAAUUUCGCUAAAAUGUAACCUGUACUUUAACGAAAGUGUUUUGGCGUUAUCCUCUGUAACCAGUCUUGCCAAACUGCAGGGGAACCCAGUGGAACGCGUUACCUGUCAGGUAGGUGACGUUCUGACAUGUUAUUUGCUUCAAGUUCAGUUGCAAACUGCUCAAAAGUGUGGAGAUAUUGGAUGCACAAGUGUGCAGUCUGCAAUAAAUCAUCAGGGCCCGCUUGCACGAAACACUUUGAGGACACUCCGGGACAAUCCUCGGCACUUUCCUUCCUCUGUGAUGUCCUCAAGCGGAAAAGUGGCUUGCACGAAACAAGUUGAGGAUCGUAGCCAUGAGGAAGGUAGGACGGCGGCGCCGAAAGGGCUGAGGAAGCUACUGGCACUCUCAACGCAGCUUCGACCGUCUUUUACGCUAGCACUAACAUGGACCGCAUGGAUCGUGUUGUGACGCUGCGACGCCGUCAUCGGCUGUUUCUCGCGCUCUCGUUGUCACGGCAGCGAGUCUACCGAGACCGUGAAAAUCCUUUGGAGUGUCUAGACGACGGUGAGCUGCAACGGCGGUUCCGCUUUACGAGGGAUGGAAUAUUUUUCAUUACGUCCCUCGUUGCUCUCGACAUCGAGCCUGCGACCCGUCGGAGCCAGUCCCUCCCGUCGUCGUUACAAGUGCUACUGACAUUGCAGUUCCUCGCUACUGGGAACUUUCUCAUCACAGCGGGUGACGUGGUCAACGUGCACGAAGCAACAGCCUGUCGUGUAGUGCACCGCGUCGUUGCAGCGCUGUGCAAGAGGGUCGGAAAGUUCGUCCGGUGGCCAAGAGGUGAGGAGAUAGCAAGGGCCCAACACCAGUUUUAUCAGCUGGCCAGUUUUCCUGGGGUUGUGGGAGCAGUGGACGGCACCCAUGUUCGCAUCCAGGCACCGUCAGCACACGAGACAGCUUUCGUCAACCGCAAGAACUACCACUCCAUCAAUGUUCAGCUCAUUGCGGGUGCUGACUGUAAGAUCUUGGACGUGGUUGCGAACUGGCCCGGUGCCACCCAUGACUCUAGGAUACUGCGUGAAAGCACCAUUGGGAGGGAGCUGGAAGCUGGAGUCCACACUGGGCUUCUUCUUGGUGACAGCGGGUACCCCUGCAAACGCUGGCUGAUGACACCGUUUCUCCAGCCCCGAAACAGAGCACAAGAGAAGUACAAUGCUUCACACUCGACAACACGGGCUUUGGUAGAGCGGACAAUUGGUCAGCUGAAAAGGAGGUUCCACUGCCUUCACAGUGAGCUGCGAGUGCUAACAAAGCAUACCUGUCCUAUCAUCGUGGCAUGCUGUGUCCUUCACAACAUAGCCAAAGAUUUCGGCAGUGAAGUGCAGGAGGCAGACAGCGACAAUGAUCACGACCCCGAUUACGACCCCCAGCUGGUGUCCAGUUAUGAAGGACGUCAGGAUGGCUUCAUGUACAGAGAUGCCAUCGUACGUCAGCAUUUCACAUGAGCAGUCCCUCCUGGCUCGCUGGGAACGCGCACUCGUACUGCUUCGUGCCGGCUGCUCCUCUGCACCGUUCCCAGCACCGGCAAACGGCUGUGAAGAGGCACUACCCCUUGUGCCACCCACCUCGCAAGUCACAACAAAGUUAUCAUCUUCACGCAGCCCAACUACAGGCACAACAUCCUCGACCACAGUACCAUAAUCGUGGUCAUCACUGGUGGACGGCCCUGGUAGACUUGCAAUGACGUCCUCGAUAAUGGCAGCGCUGUUGUAGAAAGCAAAAAAAACACGGAUGAGUUGGUUUGGUGAAAUGUACAGCGAUUUCCUUCAUUGUUCCUUAGCACUCUGUUUAUAAGUUGUAUGUUUGACUUUGCAAGAGACCCAGUUUUGUGUGUUUUGUGCGUGCAUAUAUGUGCUUCCUCAUUCCACGUUUUGUUCGGGUUUUGUUUUGAGCAGUUUGCUUCAACUGUGGUUCAUUUCUUAUGUCACAAAGGACAGUGUGCAAUGUUUAAUAUGCAUAGUUAUGUUUGGAUUGUUAUAAUAUUUUUGGGUUGCCCCAACAUUUUGCUCUUCAUAUUAGUUAAUUGCUGUAUUGUUGUUUGUUGUUGUGUCUAUAUGUCUUGUAGAUAGUUUAUUGAAUACGCCACAGGUGCUCUUCUUGUAGCACAACGUUCUCAAUGGGGUUGCAGCACUUCGUAAACAAUAGCAUUGUAUGUCUACCUGUGUGUCUGCCUGCCUGUAGAGUGUUAUUGUUUGCAUCAGUGUGAGGGUGCAUUUCAAGUUCCACAGCAAGGGAUGUGACACCAAGUGGCGUGUAUUAUGAAACGACCCCUUCGAAUAACCAUUUUACAGAUAACAUAUGAUGAUUCCCUUAUCCCCCACUUCCAAUGUGCUACACAUUGUACAUGCAGUAUGGAGUGCCUCAUUGUACAUUAGUAAGCCAAUCAGGUGCUGUCCUGACCUAUGAAAAAUCUUUUAUCCCAACAUGUCGUGCUCUUUUGCACCAGCUCCACCUUGUCAGUAGUGUUUGUGUUCCCCUAGACUACAUAAUAUAAGUUUAACUGGAUUGUGGUGUAUUGGAGACCCUAGACUACAUAUUACAGUCGAACGCAACGUGAGACGUGCCUUGUUGGAAAUUUUUCACGUGGCAGCCUUAUUAGUUACAUAAUACCUGUAUUACUUACCCACGGGUGUCCAUACCUCCUUCAACCCCAGUGAUACUGGGGGAAUCUUCACCAAUAAUGUCGAUCACAGCCUGUGUGAUUGCAGAGGGCUGCGAGACAUUGCCUCCUCGACCUGUAAUCAGAAGCCCAGAACGUUGUAGCACAAAAACAAAUGUGAACACGUGCUCAGCAGUGUGCCUUUGUAAGUGUAAAGCUAUAUGUAGUGUACCUUAUGUUGUGGGAUGUUAUUGACAUGUCAAAUGACUCUAAAUAUGUUUUGGCAUGAAUAUAUUGUAAAGCUGUCACCAAAGCACUUGAGUGCGAAACAAAAGGAUGCUCCAAGGAAGCCAGCAAAUCGGGUUCCAUUCUCAUUGCUUUUCUUCCAUUCUCAUCAUUCAAUUGUACGUACGCCACUGUGGGAUGUGUGGCUUCUGCUGUGUUAUGCGAAGUUCUUGAUGCAUUUCAUAACGUCAGUGGUGGAGGUCAUGCUCCUCGUACAGGUUCACUAUGAUGUAGUACUGUGUGUAUGUCUUUAUUUCACUUCCAUUGCAAAUGAGGAACACGUACAUAAGAGAACCCAAUAUAAAACUAAUGUAUGUAAUAAAGCCUCAUUGCUACUUA